AUGGGAGGGGUGGGUAAGACAACUCUCGCACAACUUGUUUACAAUGAUGAUAGAGUGGAAGGUCAUUUCGAUCUCAGAGUUUGGGUUUGUGUUUCUGAUGAUUUUGAUGCAAUCAGAGUAACAAAAGCGAUUUUGCAGUCCAUUACUGAUGAGAAUGUAAAUGAUAGUGAUCUAAAUAUCCUUCAAGUCAAAUUGAAGGAGAAACUAUGUAGAAUGAAGUUUUUACUGGUUUUAGAUGAUCUUUGGAAUGAGAAUUAUGAUAAGUGGACUGUUCUGCGCAAACCGUUUGAAGUAGGUUGUGUAGGAAGUAAGAUUGUUGUCACAACUCGCAAUGAAGAUGUUUCAUUAAUCGUGGGAACUCUUCCAACUUACUCGUUGAAAGAGUUGUCAUAUGACGAUUGUUUGUGUGUGUUUACUCAACACUCAUUGGGGACAAAAGAUUUUAGUGAUCAUCAAGAGUUGAAGAAAAUUGGUGAGCAAAUUGUGAAAAGGUGUAAUGGUUUGCCUUUAGCAGCAAAAACUCUUGGUGGCCUCUUGCGUGGUAAAUACGAUCUUGGUUAUUGGGAAGAUGUGCUACAUAGCAAUAUAUGGGAUUUACCAGAAGAGAGAAGUGGUAUUUUACCAGCUCUUAGAUUAAGCUACCAUUAUCUUUCUCCACAUUUAAAACAGUGUUUCGCAUAUUGCUCGAUAUUUCCUAAAGAUUACGCUUUUGAAAAGGAGGAGGUUAUUUUGUUAUGGAUGGCAGAGGGUUUCUUGCAACAUGACAUUGGCGGAAAACAGAUGGAAGAUUUAGGUGACAAGUGUUUCAGAGAUCUACAAUCAAGAUCAUUUUUCCAACAUUCAAUCAAGAAUAAGUCUCGGUUUGAAAUGCAUGACUUGAUUAAUGAUCUUGCUCAAUGGGCUGCAGGAGAAAUAUGCUUUAGGUUAGAUAACAUGCCAGAGGUUGAAAAUCAAUGGAGAAUCUCAAAAAAUCUUCGCCAUUUAUCUUACAUUGGUGGAUAUGAUGGCAGCAAGAGAUUUCAGGCCUUCCAUCAGGUCAAACAUUUACGAACUUUCCUGCCAUUGCAACUGGAACCGGGACACUUUUACAUGGCGUUUGAUGUUCUUUUUCAUUGGUUGCCAAAGCUACAAAGGUUAAGGGUUUUAUCUUUGCAUGGAUAUUGCAUCUCAGAGCUACCAAAUGAAAUCGAAUGUUUAAAGCAUUUACGAUAUCUUGAUCUUUCUAAUACUGAAAUUAAGUUUUUACCUGAAGCAAUUGGUAGAUUUUACAAUUUACAGACGCUUAUAUUAGUAAGAUGUUGUUAUCUGAAGAAACUCUGUACAGAUAUGGAGAACCUGUUUAACUUGCGCCAUCUUAAGAUGGAUCUUGUAGAUUCUUUGGAAGGAAUGCCUCGAAACAUCGGUAAAUUAACUUCUCUUCGAACAAUGCCUAAUUUUGUUGUGGGCAAAGGUGCUAGCUCUAGCCUAAGAGAGUUGAAAUCUUUGCGCAAUCUUCAAGAGAAGCUCAGAAUUUCUAGGCUGGAGAAUGUAAAUGAUUUUGAGGAUGCCAAGGAGGCUGACUUAAAUGGCAAGAAAAAACUGGAUGUGAUUUCAUUGGAAUGGAGUAGCAGAAAGAUUGAGAAUUCAUCAAGGAAAGUAGACACUGAAACACAUGUGCUUGACUUGCUACAACCUCACAAGAAACUGAAAGAGCUCAGUAUCAAGGGCUAUGGUGGUGCAAAAUUUCCCACCUGGUUAGGCGAUUCCGAAUUCGCUACAUUAGUACUCCUAAGAUUUGAAAAUUGCAACACAUGUACUUCUUUGCCACCAGUCGGGCAACUGCCCUCGCUCAAGCACCUUGUUAUCAAAGGAAUGGCGGGAGUAAGGACAGUGGGGUCAGAGUUUUAUGGAAAUGGUUGCUCAGAGUAUUUUCCAUCUCUAGAGACUCUUUCUUUCGAGAGUAUGCUAAAAUGGGAAGACUGGAUUUCUCAUGGAUGUGGUCUGGAAGCUAAAGCUUUCUUUCGCCUGCGGGAGCUUUGUGUUGCAAAUUGUUCUAAACUGGUGGGAAGAUUGCCGGAAAAUCUUCCUUCAUUGGAAAGCCUUGUCGUCAGAAGCUGUAAGCAAUUGCAGGUGCCAAUUCCAAGUCUUCCAACACUCUGCAGAUUAAAGAUUGAUGGAUGUAAACAGAUAGUCCAGAGAAAUACAGUUGACCUCACUUCAUUGAGUUCAGUUGUUCUUUCUGAUCUUUCAACUCAUGUAUUUCUACAGUGGUUUAUGGGAGGGUUAUCGGUGGUAAAAAAUCUAAGGAUUGUUGGUUGUAAAGCGCUAACAUCUUUAUGGCAUAAUAGAGAUGAAUUACAACAAAAUAUUUGCUGCAUUGAUCCACUGGCCAUUGAGCACUUUCACCGACUUAUUUCCUCGGUAGAGGAAGAAGAAGAGGAACAGCAGCAUUUGUUCCCUUAUAGACUACAAUCUCUGAAAUUAGGAGACUGCGAAUGCCUUGUGAAGCUACCAUGGGCAUUGAACAACUUCAGUUCUCUUAGAAAGGUUUGUAUUACAAACUGCCCGAAACUUGUGUCCUUUCCAGAGACUGAGCUCCCAUCCCUGCUGAAAUUCUUUGAAAUCGACAGAUGUGACACACUAAAAUCCUUACCUGAGGCAUGGAUGAAAAACAACUCAUCCCUUGAAAGUCUGUCUAUCAAACGUUGUGAUUCUUUGCCAUAUGUUUCCAGAAUCCGGCUACCUCUGAAUCUGAAGCGACUGGAGAUUACAUGUUGCGAUAACAUAAGGUCCAUCAUAUACGACGACGAGGAAGUUCUAAUAAUGCAGAAGAAAAUCAAGAAUGGCAGCAGAAGAAACACUUCUCUUCUUCAGUACUUGGAGAUUGGAGAUUGUUCUUCUCUCACUUCCUUAUGGUCAAACAGCGAGUUACCUGUCACACUUCAAAAUAUUAAGAUCGUGAAAUGCUCAAAGCUUUCUUCCUUGUCAUCAACAGGCAAUCUACCUGAUGCUCUUGAAAGUAUUGAGAUUUUUCAGUGUGAAAAUCUUAAAUUCAUACCUGAAGAUCUGCACAAACUCCGCCAUCUAUCAAAGAUUCAUUUGAAUUUUUGCACGAGUCUUGUUUCCUUGCCAGAAACAGGGUUGCUUUCCACAAAAUUGACAGAGAUCUUCCUAAUUGGUUGUGAGAAACUGGAGGCCCUGCCCAUCUGCAUCCACAAACUUCCCUCCCUUCAAAAGUUGUUGAUAAUAAAUUGUCCAAACAUUUCAUCCUUCCCUAAGAAUGGCUUUCCAACCAACCUUACAACGCUUAAACUUGACAAUCUUCAGAUCUUUAAGCCGUUGUUCGAGUGGGGAUUGUACAGACUCACCUCUCUUAGACAACUUUCCAUUGAUGGAGGAUGUUCAAACCUGGUGUCUUUUCCACAAGUUCCUGCCUCUCUAACCAACCUGAAGAUUGAACAUUUUCCGAAUUUGGAGAGCAUUUCCUGCAUUGAUCAAAGCCUCAUUUCCUUGUAA
Messenger RNA from Pistacia vera, 3495 nucleotides. RefSeq names its product putative disease resistance protein At3g14460. Gene Ontology annotation, biological process: defense response to other organism. Lineage: Eukaryota; Viridiplantae; Streptophyta; Magnoliopsida; Sapindales; Anacardiaceae. Bases 1 to 3495 code for a protein of 1164 amino acids. The record is from RefSeq and is a predicted model, not a curated record. Gene Ontology annotation, molecular function: ADP binding. The transcript has a single exon.